UCUGUUUGCAGCUGCUUUAAAAGGCGAAGCAGUAUUACUCCAAAAACCCUAGUUCUUUCUACCACUAGCAUAACCCUCGUCAGGAAAAUGGCUCCGAAGGCACCGAGUACGGGUCUUUUCGUUGGAAUGAACAAGGGGCAUAUCGUCACCAAGAAGGAGCUGCCUCCCCGCCCCAGAGAUCGCAAAGGAAAAACAAGCAAGAGGGUGCACUUUGUGAGGAAUCUCAUUCGCGAGGUUGCUGGUUUUGCGCCGUAUGAAAAGCGUAUAACUGAGUUGCUGAAGGUUGGAAAGGAUAAGAGGGCAUUGAAGGUUGCCAAGAGGAAGCUCGGUACCCAUAAACGUGCCAAGAGGAAGAGAGAGGAGAUGUCCAAUGUCCUCAGAAAGAUGAGGGCUGGUGGAGGCGGUGACAAGAAGAAGUAAGUGUUUUACUUUGGUUCAUUCGAGUGUUCUGGGGGGAUCAGUGUUUUUGAAGGACAAGCUAUAUCUUAGUUUUGUUUGGCUCAAUUUAUCAGUGUAAUCUUUUACUUUUAGAUAUGAUCUGUUUUGAUUAUGUGAUUUUUGGAAAAUACCAUUGGAUUAUUUUGAGUCUUAACAUGAGAUUAAAACUUUUUCAAGCCAA
Arachis duranensis is the source of this 619-nucleotide messenger RNA. RefSeq names its product 60S ribosomal protein L36-3. NCBI's taxonomy places the organism in Eukaryota, Viridiplantae, Streptophyta, Magnoliopsida, Fabales, Fabaceae. The record is from RefSeq and is a predicted model, not a curated record. Gene Ontology annotation, biological process: cytoplasmic translation. Gene Ontology annotation, molecular function: structural constituent of ribosome. The transcript has 4 exons. Bases 88 to 420 code for a protein of 110 amino acids. Gene Ontology annotation, cellular component: ribosome; cytosolic large ribosomal subunit.